UCAUUAUGGCAGCCCCCUGUCACCCCGACGUGGAUAAUAAUGAUUCCUUACUGAUUAAAGAAUUGUUAAAAAGUCAUCAGUUCCUGACUGUAAUUAAUAGUGAUAACUUAAUGAAGGUAAAGUGUAACCUGACAAAUCACGAGUUGCCAUACAGACUUGAUGCUAUUGAGAAACAUGUUCAAGGAAAGAAGUACCAGAAACUAAGUGAAAUACAAGGCUUUGAUUAUGACAAAUACGUUCCACACUUGGUUCCCAGUACAAAAAGGAAACGUGAGCACCAGUUGUUUUGCACUUUGACAUGGAGACACAUCACAAGAUCUCCGACUGAUGUCCUCAGGCAUGUCAAUGGGCGCCGUUAUAAAACGGCUUUACAAAGAUAUGAACAUUGCCAGCGAGAGAUUAUACCAUUCAAGGCCAGAAGGGGACGUAAUGCAGCAAAACGAGAUAGUGAACCAAGAGGUCACAAUCGGCAAGAAACGACAGAUUUUGAUGAGGAGUCCAUCUGUGAAGAGUCUAAUGACAGCAUGAGUGACCUCUAUCCAGCUGAUAUGUUUGAGGAUGACGAGGAUAAUGCAGCAGAACCCAUAACAGUUGAACCCAAGAAACAGAAAGCAACAGCUACUUCACUGAAGAAAAGGCAUGCAGAGACUAAAACGAAAGGCCAAGCAAAAAGAGAACAGCAGCAACACCGGAAGAAAAAAAGAACAACAUAGAUUCCCAGAAAGAAUGCUAUCCUACUACAAGAUAAAUUCACAACAUCAUGACUAUUAGUAUUGUGGCACAUUGUUGUAGGUUUAAUAUUGUAAACUUUUCAAUGGCAAUUUAAUUUAAUUUUCCAGCAGUGUUUCAGCUAUGUUGACAGUCAUUCAAUGCAGCAUUAUUUCUUAACUAAUUGUAAUAUUCCCACGUUUUUCUAAUACAAUUGAGAACAAUUAA
Messenger RNA from Priapulus caudatus, 936 nucleotides. RefSeq names its product surfeit locus protein 2-like. The record is from RefSeq and is a predicted model, not a curated record. Bases 6 to 713 code for a protein of 235 amino acids. The transcript is spliced from 6 exons. NCBI's taxonomy places the organism in Eukaryota, Metazoa, Priapulida, Priapulimorpha, Priapulimorphida, Priapulidae.